Messenger RNA from Lates calcarifer (barramundi perch), 1769 nucleotides. RefSeq names its product BCL2 associated athanogene 2 (gene bag2). NCBI's taxonomy places the organism in Eukaryota, Metazoa, Chordata, Actinopteri, Centropomidae. Gene Ontology annotation, molecular function: adenyl-nucleotide exchange factor activity; protein-folding chaperone binding. The record is from RefSeq and is a predicted model, not a curated record. Gene Ontology annotation, biological process: protein stabilization. The coding region runs from base 458 to 1072 and encodes 204 amino acids. The transcript has 3 exons.
UUUCCAGUUAUUUUUAACUAGUUAAAAUGAAAACCCAGCCAUCUCUUGUCUGCUUUAAGCCAGGGUUCCAGAAACUGUAAAAGUUAGUGUUGUGAUAGAACCAAACUAAAAACAUGGGACUAUAUAAUUUGAUCUAAAAACGUGACACUUGUCAAAGCAGUUAUUUUUACACAUAUGUAAAUUAUAGUAUUCUUGGGGAUCCACUGCAGCUUCUCAGUGACCUAUAGGGCGUCCUCGGACCCGAUUUUGGGAACCACUGUUCUGUGAUCUGGACUCCUCGGGAAACUUCUGUGAGGAGCGAGAGAAGGAAGUCGCAGCCCAUGUUAGGAAAUGUUCUCCCUGAGGCUCUGCUGCUGCAACCGGUGGACUCACUACUGUCAGCUGGACGCCUCAGAGUGUUGAUCGCACACCGGAUUUACUCUCGGAAACGGACCAUAAUAAUAAUAACACCACCAUCAUGGCUCAGGCAAAAAUCCAGGCGAAAAUGAACGACCCCCCCUGCAGCAAGUUCAGCAGGACGCUGUCCAUGGCUGAUCGCUCCGUGCGACUCCUGGAAAGUUUGGAUCAGCUUGAAAUGAGGGUGGAGGCUUUACGCGAAGCAGCAUCGGCCAUGGAGCAGGAAAAGGAGUGCAUCCUGGAAAUGAUUCAGUCCAUUCAGAACAGUCAAGAAAUGCGUAACAUCUGUGCUGGGGAGAAAGAGGAGUUAAAUUUAACUGCAAACCGUCUAAUGGGCCGGACGCUGUCUGUGGAGAUCUCUGUUGGCACGAUCAGAAACUCCCAGCAGGAGGAUGCGUUGCGCAAGGCCACAUCUAUAAUAGAUGAAAUAGUGAAAAAGUUACUGGAUGACAUGGACGGUAGCCGACAGCAGCUGCUGUCCCUGCACGCGGCCUGUGUGACUGAGGCAGCGGCCGUCCCCAUCAACCAAAAGUUUCAGGCCAUAGUGAUCAGCUGUGCUCUGGAGGACCAGAAGAAGAUCAAGCGAAGGCUGGAGACUUUGUUGAGGAACGUUGAAAAUGCUGAGAAGAACAUCAAGAUCAUGGAUCACCAAAAACUAGCCAAUGGGAGUCAAUAAGACCUGUCACCAAAACAUAAAAUGUGUCUUACAUGCCACUAACCUCACGAGAACUGUUGUAAUCCUGUACUAACUAUUUACAAAAUCUAUGGAGUCCCUAUGGGGCAAAUUACAGUGAUACUGAACCUUAGGGCCAAAAAUACAGUAAAGCACAACCCACCAGUGAACAGGCAUCAUUAUUCUCCCUGAGGGAAUAUUAGUGAUUUCUGUGCACUAUUGAGUUUUACUUUCAAAUUAUCAUCAUUUCCAUUGACCUACUUAAUAUGGAUUGUUUCCAUUGUGUAAACCCACUGCACAGCGUCUUCACAUAUGCACUUCAAACAGAAAAAAAAUACAGUAGCACAGUGCUUCACUGGAGGUUUGCUCAGUUUAUUGGAAAAUUGCGCAGAUUAUCAACCUAUAAUUAAGUGACUAUAAUGUGUCAGUAAAUAGUCUACCAGGGUGAUACAGCAAGUUGAUGGAGCAGUUAAGGUCAGAAAGUUGUUCAGUGAAUCCAGUGUUAAACUAUCUUUUUCUGUUUCACCUUUUAAAAUCAGACACUUGGUUAUUAAGGAUUUUGGAUGUGCACACACUACCUCUUUGUGUGAAGGCAACACAAAUCACAUUAUGCUGUGGAUUUUAGUUCAUAUUUGCACAAAGCUGUUUUUAAAAUUCAACUGUGUGUCAAAAAAGUAAAUAAAGAAUACUAAUAAAUGAA